AGGUGCUAAUGUUUGAAAAUACAGAGAGGGGUGUCGUUCAAGAAGGGGCUAAUGAAGAUCUAGCUGAGAAGGUUAAUGGCAUGAGCGAUCACACAAAUGUUCUUGAAAUCAGAAAAGAUCGGCUGAAGGAAAAGCUGUCAGGAACAGCCUUUGGAGAAACAAAACUCAGCAAGCCUUUUGCAAAACCACAGAGUGCAGUCAAAGAGGUGGUAAUCCAGGAGGUACUGGUAGGAGAACAAAGAGAACAGUUGGCCAAACUGGAAAACAAACUUCAAGGCAAGAGUGAGACCCCAACACAAGAAAUUCCAGACAAAGGUGCAGCUGUUCCACUGCAAGAGAUUCUUGGUGAAAGUCAAGACAUUCCUCUAGAUAUACCAGCCGUAAAAGAGAUUGUCUGGCAAGACCUUGACAAAAGGAUUGAAUUAGACAAGGUUGGAGCUAUUAUCAGGAUGGACACUGGGUAUGCGGUAGAUAUAAAAGAAAAAGGCAUAAAUAUCAGUGAACAGAACGAACAAGUCAAAAGCCUGACGAAUGACUUGAGAGACGUUCAGGUGAAAGUGGUGCUUCACACAGAAUCUGAAAGAAAGCUACAAGAAAGGAACAGAAUGCUGGAAUCUCUCUUGGAAGACAUGCAGAAAGACUGUUCGAAAAAUGGACGGGAUAAAAUUACUCGAAUGGAGAAACUGCUGAGCAUGAGAGAAGAGACCAUACAGGGGCUUCAAAGCAGGCUAACCAGUCAAGAACAGCUCCUGAAAGAAAUGGAGGAGACACAGAGGAGACUGUCCAUACGCAAUGAAGAACUUGGUGCUAAACAACGUGCCUUGAGUGAUGAGGUUCACAGAUGGAAGGCGAAGUGCACAAACCAUGAACGGUGUGACAAGGAAAAAAAAAUUGAAAACAAACAACUGGAAGAGAAAAUUCAUCGACUGGAGUCUGAAAGUUCACACUAUGAAUCCAAACUGCGAGAAAAAAUAUGUGAAUUUGAAGGCCUCAGCACCAAAAAAGAUAAGGAAAUCACUGAUCUUUUGUCUGAACUGAAAAGGUUAACGACAGACUUUGAAAUUAAGGAGUCUGUGUGGCAGAAAGAAAGGCAAAAUCUUGAAUUGCAGCUAAGGAAAAAGGUGAGGGAGUUACAGGCAUCUGAUGAGCAUUACAAAAUGUUGAAACAGGACUUUGAUUUUCUGAAAGAAAAUAUUUGUAAGCUGAAACAAAUGGAAACCACACUUCAGCAGAGGAAUGAAGCACUGGAUAUUCAGCUCUUACAGAACUCUCAGCUUGUGACGUCGUUAGAGGAGACAAUAAACAGAGAAAGACAGGUUUUAAAUAGCUUGACAAAUGACCUUAGUACUAAAGAUAAGAAAAUCAAAAACUUACAACAGCAAGAACGUGCAUUGCAGUCACAAGUAAAGGACUUACAAGAGGACUUGGAGGAGGCAAAAAGAGAGAGAAUUGACAAGCAACCUGAAGAGCAGAUGGCUAACCAGGAGCUUCAGCUUUUGUCACAGAGGGUAAAAGUGCUGGAGCACAGCCUCCGGGAUAAUGUCAACAGCUUCACAGAGUCUGAAGAAGCACUGAAAAACCGAAUUAAAGAACUGGAAAUGUCAGAAAGAAAUCUUCUGGCUAAGGUGGACAGUCUCACUGUAAGGUCAGUGCCAUCUGCUGUCCCAAGACAAAGACAAGAAGACAAGCUUCAAAUGCUCAAGGAAGAAAUACAGAACAUGGUAUCAGAAAAGGAAAAACUAGAAAAGGUUUGGAAGGAGAAACUGCAUCGCUUUCAGAACCAAAUAAAAAUGAAAGAAGAAGAGAUGAGAAAGCAGUCAGAGUAUUUCGAGCACUACAAGCAGAAGCUUAAAUGCAAGCUGGGUUUCAUGAAGGAACGGGAGCAAGGCCUGCAGGGUCAGAUAUUUAAGCUGGAGAGGGAGAUCAUCAAGCUCACUGCCUCUGCAGCUCUGCUGAGGACAGAGCUGGAGAAACACACCUUGGAUUCUACUGCUUUUGCAAGAGGCCAGAGGCUGGCAGAGUUGGAUGUGGCGGACACUAGAAUAACAUCCUUUCUUGACGGAGGUGAGGAUAAGAUAAAGGGAUUCAUCCGCAGUCUUCAAGAGGAUUUAAACAACUUGCUGGAAAGGGAAGAGGCCAGUCACAUGGAGAGGAGAGAACUUAAAGACCGGCUUCAGGAUGCUGAGGAGAAUGAGGAAUUUCUGAGCAGAAAGCUGGAGGACUUUCGCUCCCGCAUACACGAGCUGAAGCUGUCAGAAAGCAGCCUUUUGGAAGAGCUGGAGGAGCUUGCGGAAGAGAAUGAGCGCCUCAGAAGAAACUUACCACAGGCAAGGAAGGAUAUCAACUCCAAAGAAGAAUGUUCUGCCAAUUUUGAAAACAAGGGACCUGUAACUGUUGACAGCAAGUUUAUGGACUCCCUGAAGUCUAAUCAACUGAACAGGCUUUACACCACAAUCACAGAAUUUAUGGAAGAGCAAGACUUGCAGAGCCAGUACAUACAGCUAAAUAACGCUCUGACUGAUCUUAAAUCAAAGCUUCAGGCUGGUGAUAUUGUCUUCAUAGAGGACAUGUUGCAGUUGAAAAAGGAAGCUGUUCUUGAUCCUUCCAGGAAUAAAGCUGUUCAGACCCCAUCACUGACACAGUGCCUGAAAGAAUCAAUCUUCAUUGCCAAAUUGGUUCCUCAGCUAGGAUCUUCAUUUCAGUGCUCAUGUGAACUCCUGGAGCAGUGGGUGUUUCCAUUCCUGGAUAAUAACUCACGGGUCCUCAUGGAAAUCAUGCAAGCUCUUCGUCAGGGAGACUUAGGCCAAGUCAAGUUGAUAAUGAGAGAGCCUGAGACCCAAUCGGAGUUGUCUCACUUGUUUAAAACUGUUGCAGAGUAUGAACUCACACUGCCUUCUAAGCUAUGGAUCCAUAACCAGAGCCAGGAUACAGAAGAGAGUCAACAUGAAGGAGACAAUUUUUUCUCAAAACAUAAAGAAACAGUUGUAAUUCACUCACAGCAAGGCCUUCUGAAGGUUAUGGGCCACAAAACCCAGAAUACCAAUUUUAUAUCUCUAGUCACUAAAACCAUAGAUGUUGACUGUAGUACUGUGGAUAAUCACACUGUUCAGGAGUGUUCUCAUAUGUCAAGUCCUUUAUUUACUACUGAAUCCCCAGCUGAGGGAACUGAGUCCCUGAAAGGAACUACACUGAAUUUAGAAGCUGAUGCACAAGGUCUCCAGAAAAAGAAGGUGGAGUUGGAAAGCAUUUUCUUUGAAAAUGCUAUGCAAAGACUGUCUGAAGAUGAAGCCAAACUAAAAUUUGGCAUGUUUCAGAGACAGAUGGUUCUGGAAGAACAGGAAACUUUGAAAGGAGAAAAUGACCUGAAGUUGGAGACGUUAAAAAAUAAUUGGAGACAAGAAAACAAAGUCCUUGGAAAACGCAAUGAGGAACUUCUUGAGCAAAUUGUAAAACUAGAAAGGGAGCAUGAGAUCCAAAUAGUGAAACUACACAAACAAAUUUCACAGUACCAGGAGAAUAUUUCAAAGCUGAAGGAGGACAAUCAUAAAUAUUGCUGCACAAUUCUGGAACUCCAGAAAAACAAAGAAGAAGGCUCAAAACUGAUUCUUGAGCUACAGGAAAGCAGCAAGAAAAUGUCUUCAGAGAUCCUGAUUUUUCAGGAGGAAAAAGUAAAACAUCAUCAGAAUAUGCUAAAGCUGGAAAAUGAGAACAAACAGAAUUUGCAUCAUUUUUUAGAGAGUCAAGAAAAGGUAGAAGAGCUUUUGAAUUUUACUUCACAACUGAAAAAGGAUCUAGAAGAUAGUUCUGAAAUAAUCAAACAGUUGAAAGAAGAGAAAGACCAGCAACAGAUUCUUAAAACAAAAGUGGAAGAAGAGAAUUAUCAGCACUCCCAGACUAUUACAAACCUUGAAGAAAAGAUAGAAAAUUGGUCUAACAUAACUGUACAGCUCAAAGAAGAACUGAAGGAUACAACUGCAGAAAAUGGUCUUUUGGAGACACAGAUCCAAGCUUUAUCACUCAAACUGGAAACCUUAACUGAAACAAAUAAUUGUCUUAUCCAUAAAAUUAAUGAGCAACAAGAAGAUAUCACAAAAGGUUCAAAGCUUAUUUUGGAACUUCAAACUGAAAAAAGCAGGAGUUCUCAGGAGAUAGCUGAAUUGAAGAAAGUCAUAAAGAACUCUGAGCAGGAAUUUAUGGUACUUAAAAAUGAAUGUGAGACGAGCGCCAAAAAAUAUUCAGAUCUUCAAGAGGCACAUGAACAGCUCACCGAGACUGUGGCUCUUCUUCAAGAAGAGAAAAGUAAUCUGGAAAGAGAACUGGGAGUUAUGAGAAUAAAGGAUGCCAAUAACAAGAUGGAAUGGGAAAGUACAAUUAAUAUCACGAGCGACAAAAAUAAAGAGCUUUUAGAAAAAGUUUUAGUCCUGGAAAACCGUGAAAAACAAAUGAUUGUGAGAGAAGCGGGGAUUAGGGAAGAAAUGGACGUAUUAAGAAGAGAAAAUGAGAUGCUUUUAAGAAACAACAUGGAUCAAAAGAAAGGAAAUUUAGAACAUCCUCAAAAGGAAAAUGAGGGAAAAAAUGAGAAGCUGGUAUUCUCAGUCAGAGGGCAUCCCAUUUUCCAGGCGAAGCCUAGUGUGAGUGAAGAAGACGCUGAGCUGCGAAAGGAGCUGGGACACAUGGCAGUAGAGCUGAAGACUUCUCAGGAAGAGCUCAAAAAGGCAAAAACCGAGGCACAGAAAUGGUACAGAGACUUGGGUCUGGCGGAGUCUAAACGAGAGGAAGCAGUGAAGAACCUCUCCCAGGCUGUGAAUGAAGUCAAAAGAAUGAGAGAGUCUGUGAAAGAGGAUGACAUUUUGAGAAAAGAGAAUGCAAAACUAAGGAAAGAGAUAAGUGAAAUGAAAAAAAGAAUGUCAGAAAGAGAGUCUGUACCAGUGGGUAUUUUGGAAUUGAAAUCCCAGCUGGAAGACCCCACCAACAUGGAAGUCCAUUGUCAUGAGCUCCAAACACCGCUACUACACCUACAGAGUCAGCUUGAUAUGAAGUCUGCCCCUGAAAAUGAACUUAACGCAGAGAACUCUGCCCUAAAGAAAGAGGUCAGUAAAUCAGAAGACUGGGGUGAGACAGUAAAAAUGCUAAAGUCUCGAUACGAGGACAUCAGAAACCAGUUUGAUGAACUUUUAAGAAAGAAGACGGAAGCUGAAUUAGAUGUGGCUCCUUUAAAGGCCAGACUUGCCUGUGUAGUCCAGAAAUGUCAGGAGCGCAAUAGCUUGAUAAUUCAGCUGGUGAGGGCACUGCGCAGGCACGGCUUCAUUGACUUCAAUGUGAUCGAGGAAGCUGAAGACCUGGUGAAUGACACUGCCCUGAUGGAGUAUUCAGGCACCUACCGUCUUUCACACAGCAGUCAGGGUUUUUAUAAGGAUAUAUGGGGACAGGAGACGCAAACAGAUGAAGAAGGGCCCCUGCAGAGCUCCUUGUCCAGCGGCAGAGGGAGCCUCCCAGAUCUCGAUGGGUCUCUCAGCUUCCGCUCCUGUGUAGCCACAGCUGAUUACUCUCCAUCCCCUGACAUGCCGAGCACAGUGCUGCCCACUUUGCCUCUGUCUGCUGGGGAAGUAGUUCAAGUCACUGGAGUUCCAGACAACCAUGGGCUGUACCAUGCAGAAGUAAAGGGAGAGGCGGGGCUUGUUCCUGCAUGUCUUCUAGAAGAAACUGAGGACCUGCGCCAAGACCUGCACCCCUCUGAUAAACAAUGUACUGGUCCAGUCCCAGGGUUAACCAGUCCUGAGAGGAUCAUUCAGCUAUAUCAGCAAAUGCAGCAAGCACACUGCAGCAAUUACCAGGUAGUUUCAUCGGUCACGUCUGAUUCCAACCCCGAGACAGACCGCAGUCUGCUUUCAACUCCCUGUCUGGUCCAGGGUGGACGUCCCAGACUAUUCAAAUCACAGCCGGAAAAUGAGGCAGAGGUCGCUGGUAGGCCCAGUAAUGUCCAGGGAAAAGAUGCCGGGGAGCAGAUGAAGAGAGGUACCAGCCAAGCAAGGCGAGACGCAGGAGUCAUACUGAAUAACACAUGGCUCUCUAGGGAUGAUGCAAAUUGUUGUGCCUCAGCAGCUGCAGCAAGGAGCCAUUUGUCAGAGCUGUCACUACUGAACAGCCAGGAGCAAAAUGUCAAGGGGAUCAUCUCCAAUAGCCUAUUUCCAGAACAGAGAUCAAUAAGAGCCAAGCUAGAACCCCCUUCACCAGUUGGCUCGCUUCAGAUUGUGAAGACUGUGGGUCAAAGCAGCCUCAUGAUUGGCUGGGACAGACCCCCACUGGAUGAGCUGGGCUGUAGCAAUGGCACUUUUGUUUAUGGUUACCGGAUCUAUGUUGAUGGGGAAUUCCACAAAUCAGUGAUGAGUGCAGCUUGUACUAAGGCAGUGUUGGAAAAUGUUGACCUGUCAGUGCCAUUUCAAAUCAGUGUCCAGACACUGGGGGCCAAUGGGCUGUUUGCUGAGAAGGUCCAUAUUCUCUUCCAGAGCUCUGACUCGCCUGCUGGCGCAGAGCUGUCCUCUCGCGACCUCAGGACUUCUCACACACACAAGCCCAGCAGGACUCAGACGAACGUCAGUACACCCCAUCAGUCGAAAACAUUUUCUCAAGGUUCUGGUGUGAAGCCUACUAAGUUUAUCGCCAUCUACAACUACAGUCCCCUGAAAGACAGCCCCAAUAUUCACCCCAGCCGAGAGCUAGGUUUCAGGGAAGGGGACACUGUGUGGGUGUUUGGAAAACCAAGGAGGGACGGCUUCUGUGAGGCAGAGGUCAAUAGAAGGCGAGGUCUUGCACCAGCAGCGUUCCUUGAGAAAGUUAAUGUGGGACUGCCGAGGGAGAAGAAGGAAAAAGCAUUCCUCUGAAGUGCCAUGAGCUGCAGUGCUAUAGCCACCAGCACAGAAGAGCAAGCCCCUGCCGAGAGGACAGUGUGAGCAGUCUGGCCUUCCAAUCCAAUUCACAGCAAAUGACUUCAGAAGAAAGGGAAUAGGUUCAAUUUAAAAGUAACUCUUUGUGAUUCAUCGGAGCUCUGUGGUUUUGCAUGGAAUUCUACAAAGGCAGACAGUUUCCUUGGUUUAAAACACCAAUGCCUGAAUGCUUUAAAGAUAAAUAUUUGAGAGACUGGAAGAUGAGAAAAUCAGUCACUUAACCGUCAUUAUCUAAUUUAAUUAAUUUCGUUUUAUCCUUGGGAAAUACAGCAGAUUCUUGACAUUGUUGAAACCCGCCAAAAUCCUGAACAGUAAAUGCAAAUAUCCUGUAUGUGGACAUUCAAAGCAUCCUUAUUUUGGCCACACUGAACCCCAGGUUCACUUACAGUAUGAUUAGCUUGCAUUAAGCACUAGGGUAUAUUUACUACUGUAGGUGCACAAGUGUAUUUAAUAUAACAUAUGGAUCAUUACACAUGAAUGGUCUUCAAAUAAGAACCUAUACAGUAAAUGCAUCUGUGUGUGAAGUCCUUCAUGCUGUUGUGAAGUAACUUAAAUGUAACUUUAACUUAAAGGUUUGGGCUUGGCCUGUACAUACAGUACUGUACAGUAUCAAUGUGCAUAAUCAUGUAAACUGUUUAUCAUGCACAAACCUAUGGUGCUAGUUACUAAUCAGCAAUGCUAUAACCUAGGCCUGGUACCAAAUUCUUGCCUUUCUCUUCAAAUUUGAUCUGUCUAUACAUUCCAAGUAUUUUGGUGUAUUCAUCUCUUUUAAAGAUGACCAUGUUCUUGAAACUUUGAGGUUUGCUGUUUACCAAGCUAUAAAACUGUUAUGUAUCUUAUUGUGUAUGUCAUUUACUGUUUAUUUCAGCAAAUUCUUAUAGUACUAUUUGUUUUGUACUAUUUAUAACUGUUUAUUAGAAAUUGCCACUUACCUAAUAUUAUACUUAUUUUCUGCUGCUUCCUUUUACAAUAUAAACAUAUGGUGCAACGUGUACAAAGUUUAUCAGUAUGUAUAUAUUUCAUGUUUUUCAUGGGAAAUCAGUUCUAAAAUUGACACUAUAUUUAAGAUUGAAGUAUUAAACAUUUAAAAACAUUUAGGAAGCAUCUUAUUUCAGCAGAAUAUCUUGCCUUUUGCUACUUUGUUAACGUAAACUAUGAAGUAGGCUUAAAUGUUAAAAGGUUUGAUGAGUUUAAGUAUUCAAAUAAACAUUGAAUGGUUAUAAGACAGAAGAAGCUUGGAUCAAAAAUUAAGUGGGUGGUGUAUAACAUGAGCUUUAUAACCAAUACAUUAUUUUUAAAAUCUCAGCUCCUGUUUUCUUAUAGGGUUCUUUAUGCCUUUACAUUGGUAUUAAGCAUUUAUAGGGUGCUUACGAACACUUGCCUUUUCACCUAGAAACAGACUUUACCAACUGAGGACAGUGACAUUCAUCACAUUUCCAAGGUGAGACUAAUACUGAGGAGGAAACUCAAUAAAAGGUGUUAGGGAACAGUUUAUAGUGCAAGUUUAUGUGCAGUUAUACACACAAGACACACAUUGAAAAAACAUGCAUUGGAUUAAGAACAUACUGUACAGAUUGCCCAGUUUAUGAACACAGAUUUCCCUUAAAAAUAUGUAAUAUAUUGCACAUAAUGAAAAAUCCAGAGAGCAUGAACUGAUUGAAAUUAAAUACUGAAUUGUGGGCUCUUUAUAAAAUUGAAAAAGUUUUGUAUUUCACAGUCAUACUGUAAGCUGUUUGUUUGUUUUUUUCCAUUUUUAAAAUACUGCACUGUGAUACAAUUGUAGUAUACUUUUAAUCACUUGCUUGUUUCUAUUUCAUAAAUAAUUUGUUUUUCAUUUAAGCAUUUGGCACAAUCAGCCUAGCAGAUAUCUUAUGAAUGGAUAACUUUAUGUAUAUAUAGUAUAUAUCUACUAAUUUAACAUAACACUAGAAGGAGAGUUUUUGCUAAUACUGGACAGAAUGUCAAUUUAUUUAAUGGCAUGUCAGUGAGAUCCUUUGGAAAUCCUUUAGUGCCUUAUGGAGGCAGAGAGGGGGCAGACCAUAGGAUUAUGCUUACUUGUUACAGUAGUGUCCAAUUUCAGAUCUAACCAAAUACAGCAGGGUUAAUUCCAAAGAUUUUUAAUCCGCUUUGCUCACUUAUUCUACAACCAUGCUUACCUUAUCGAAUUAAAAUGACUUUUUAUGUGUUGGAACUAUUUUCAUAUUCAUUUAGUUUAAUGUACGUUUUAUUUCUAAAAGAAAACCCUUCCUACACAUGGAAAAAAACAAUGACAAGAACUUGAAAGUUAUCCCCUUUGUGCCUUUGGGUUUUUAGUUAAAGGAGCACCAUAAUACAUCUGUAUGAUGUUUGUCAUGAUUUUGUCAAUCUUACAGCUCUUACUGUAUAUUGCAACCCAAGGCCUUUCACUGUGUAUAAAUGUCUAGACAUGCAAUGUGUGAUUACAAAAAGCAUUUACUUUUGUUAAGAUUAGUAGUAGAGUGAAACUAUAUGAGCUUUCCCUUGGGUUUAUGCUCUGUGUAUGGUAGCUUUAUUAUUAAUACUUGUAUUUAAUUGUAAAUACGCGAACAAUUAUCUUGUUAAUACAAAUGUAUUUUUGUAUUUUAAGAUGUAUUGAUUUCUGUAAUAUUUGUAAAAAUUGUAAA
Lepisosteus oculatus (spotted gar) is the source of this 9586-nucleotide messenger RNA. RefSeq names its product early endosome antigen 1. The record is from RefSeq and is a predicted model, not a curated record. Lineage: Eukaryota; Metazoa; Chordata; Actinopteri; Semionotiformes; Lepisosteidae. Gene Ontology annotation, molecular function: protein binding.